Molecule: messenger RNA, 249 nt
Organism: Cucurbitaria berberidis CBS 394.84
Lineage: Eukaryota; Fungi; Ascomycota; Dothideomycetes; Pleosporales; Cucurbitariaceae
Exons: 1
Coding region: 1-249 (82 amino acids)
Source: RefSeq, a predicted model, not a curated record
AUGUUUCCAGGCGGCCGCCACAACUACCCUUACCGUACCAGCUUGCAAGACCCCAACUACGGUGGUGGCUACUACCCUGACCGCAUGUACUCGCAUACGCCGGGCACUCGGGCUGGCGAGACGCGGUACAACCAAGUUUACGGGACCUCGUCUGGCAAUUGGAGUUAUACUGAUAAUGGGCGUUACGGGCGGUUUGAGCCGUAUCAUCGGGUUGGUCCGCAGAGCAUGCGGCGGCUUAGGCGGGGGUAG